AUGCGGGCUUUCACGACUGUUGUCGUCACUAUCUUGUUCGUGUCCCAGGCUUUGGCAGCCCCUGGAAUCGCAUUUAUUAGUCUCCCUCGCGACGUCGAUGCCCGCAAUCAGGGCCUGUCUAGCCGCGACGAGCAUAACGCCGUCCGCCGUCAACCUUUUAUUCCUUUUAUUCCUCAUAAUAUUCCGCUUCUUGAAGUUCCGCUUCCAGUACGACGUGGAGGUGUUUUUCCUAGUGGUCCUCGGCUUCCACCGGGCGCUUUCAGCCCACUCGUGCGACCGCCGUUUCUAGGACGUCGGUACGGGCCACUUUUCGGCUAUGGCCCAGCUAAGGCACCACGACCACCUCUAGGACGUCGAUUAGAACCACUCGCCCCAGAACUUGGACCUUUCCAUUACCCUCCAGGUCUCUCUCGUGUUCAAGGCCGCAAUGCGGAAGUAUCUAGCCGCGACGAGCAUGUUUGGGAAAUCGCCCGCCGAGAAAGUCUCAAAGAUAAUGGGAUUUCACUGCCCUUUUUAGGCUAUGGCCCAGCUAUGGCACGACUGCCGCCAGGACGUCGGUUCGGACUACUGGGCCCAGGAAUUGAAAUUCGACCGGACCUCUUUGGCCCAGGCAUUGCACGACCGUUGCUAGGACGUCAGAUCGGACCACUGGGCCCAGGAAUCGUAAUUCCCCAUUUCCCUCCAAACAUGUUCGGGCUGGGCCCUGCUCGUGGACCCAGGGUCGGGAGAGAAAUUAGUGAGGGUGAGCUCAAGAGAGCACUUAGUGAUCAAGUACUCGCGAAUGGCCCAGCAGAACACGGUCUGUCCGGUGUAUUCCAUCAUGUCUUCUCACGCGACCUCAUUGAUGACCUGCUGAGUGAGGAGGGAGUCGAACAAUUCCCUGAAAAUAAUCAGAACACUACUUCACCUCUCGUCGACUGCCGGGUUUGACACGAUCGCAAUGCUUUCUGUUUCGACACUCUGAAGCAUUGCCUUCUAGCGUAAAUGAUUUGGGUUAAUUCAGGCGUUUGCUGGCUGAGAUUCGCUGGAUGUACUUUACUUCCUUCAUCGAAAUAGCAUUCAAGAUUUACAUGUGCAUCAACACCCAAUCAGUCAUCACCAGCCCUCUUUCAACAAUGCCGAGUCUGGUGUUGGCACAGUUUCACUGUUGGCAAGCUAGCAGGUAUAUUGAUGUGAAUGGCAGCAGGGGAAUCGAGAGCCCCAAAUUUGUGCUUGUGGUUUCCUUUCGCCUGAGAACCUCGUCCAUUGAAGCAUUUCCCAGCCCUGUAAAAGUGCACGGGCGUCACCGGGUUAUUUGCUAACUUGGCUUGUCAUGCUUCCAUCAUCCUGUAAGAGCUCAGCUGGUAACUCCGACG
Messenger RNA from Cantharellus anzutake, 1355 nucleotides. RefSeq lists its product as uncharacterized. The transcript has 5 exons. NCBI's taxonomy places the organism in Eukaryota, Fungi, Basidiomycota, Agaricomycetes, Cantharellales, Hydnaceae. Bases 1 to 930 code for a protein of 309 amino acids. The record is from RefSeq and is a predicted model, not a curated record.